This is a messenger RNA of Exophiala viscosa, 870 nucleotides long. Its product is annotated as Alpha/Beta hydrolase protein. Gene Ontology annotation, molecular function: catalytic activity. Bases 1 to 870 code for a protein of 289 amino acids. The transcript has 2 exons. NCBI's taxonomy places the organism in Eukaryota, Fungi, Ascomycota, Eurotiomycetes, Chaetothyriales, Herpotrichiellaceae. The record is from RefSeq and is a predicted model, not a curated record.
AUGCCUGCAGUGGAGCUCUUCAACGGCCAGGUCGACUACUAUGAAGUCGACGACUUCACAGACCCAUGGAAAUUCGCCACCGCUGAAAUUGUGGUUUUCCAACCAGGAAUUUUGCGCCAUACGGAGUUUGUCUACCACCUUGUGCCCCUAAUGGGCGGAAAAGUGAGAUUUGUGCGACGAGACCUACGUGGUCAUGGAAGAAGUUCUGGUGGAUGUAGCAAUUAUACCUUGGACACCCUGGUCGACGAAAUGGCAGACUUUGUUGACAAGGUUGCUGGUCGUCCAGUUCAUUGGAUAGGUGAGAGCACGGCGGGUAUGAUCAGUAUCGCCUUUGCAGCAAAAUAUCCCGAGAAGCUGAAGUCCUUAAUCCUCAUGUCAUCUCCCCUUGUUCUCAAUGACAUCUUCAUACGAAUGGUCUCCGAACCAUACAAGAGUCAGGGUGAGGCAAUGAGAAAACUGGGUAUCGUCGAAUGGCAGAAGAGCCGGCCGGUUUCCAGACUGGGCACGGAGCAACCUGCAGAGACCAAUGAGAUGGGUCGAUUCGCUGGUGCUGCGUACUUGAAAUGGUACGAUAAUAUGCUAUGCAAACACGACCUAGAGGGCGUUGCGAGGUACUGUGACUUUGUGGCCACGGUAGACGUAUCCAGUUACCUUGAAAAGAUCCGCGUACCGACCCUCAUCCUUGCACCAGCUAAGAGCAUUGCCAGUCCUCUCUCCGUCAACCAAGAGAUGGCACGGCGAAUUGGCAGUAGCCGUCUAGUCAUCAUUGAAAGUGUGGGACAUAUGGUAUAUAUUGACGAGCCUGAAAAAGUUUGUGAAGAGGUCUUGGUCUGGGUCAACGACGUCCGCAUAGGUGCGAUGGGCAUAUGA